Messenger RNA from Suillus subaureus, 1456 nucleotides. RefSeq names its product kinase-like domain-containing protein. The transcript has 7 exons. NCBI's taxonomy places the organism in Eukaryota, Fungi, Basidiomycota, Agaricomycetes, Boletales, Suillaceae. Gene Ontology annotation, biological process: protein phosphorylation. Gene Ontology annotation, molecular function: protein kinase activity; ATP binding. The record is from RefSeq and is a predicted model, not a curated record. The coding region runs from base 104 to 1225 and encodes 373 amino acids.
GAGUCCUUACUAUCCCGUUCGGCCUACCAAUACGCAGCAUGAGGUAUCUGGGGGCGAGUAUCAUCCAACCUUCAACCGAUCUUGGAAUGAAGCACAGCGCGAGAUGAGAAGAAAUAAGGAGGAAACCAAACCCACAGAAGACGAAGUCAAGAAGGAGGAAGGGCAGGCCCAGAGAAGGGAAGGGCUUACAAGGCAUGCGGAGAACUCAACAAGGCGAUUUGGUGGGGAAGAAAGACGUCUAACACAAGAUCCAAUGUUGCAGGUGGCAAAACGACAAGAAAAUGAAGUUAGACGCAAAGAUGAGGAAGCUAGGCUCAAAGGAGAGACGGCACGCGCGAUGGAGGAAGAGCUUCAUUCGCUGGAAGAUCUCACUAAUAAAGUCCAGAGGAGAUCAUCCUAUCCCGUUGCUUCCGGAGGUUUUGGUGACAUCUGGAAAGGUGUUUUAGUUAAGCACGGCAGGGACGUCCAGGUGGCAGUGAAGACCAUUCGCGCAUUUGAGUCGGACAACGAGGAGGUGACGCGGAAGAAGGCGAAUAGAGUGCGUCGUGAACUGAAAGUUUGGGAGCGUCUCAAACAUAACGGCAUUCUUCCACUCUGGGGGGUGGCGAAUGACUUCGGGCCCUACAUCGCAAUGGUUUGCCCAUGGGCCGAUAAUGGAGCUCUCACUGGCUUUCUUGAUCGCCGACAAAACGUGUUGUCGUCUCAAGAUAAGUUCGCGCUACUGAAUGAUAUUGCCCUUGGGUUGCAAUAUCUCCACAGCAAAACAGUUGUCCACGGUGACCUGACGGGGUCAAAUGUCUUGAUUUAUGGCAACGGUCGGGCAUGCCUUGCUGACUUUGGUCUCUCCACUAUCAUCCUAGAGUUCGUCGGUACCUCCUAUUUUACGAGCUCCAUCCGAGGGAAUGUCCGAUGGGUAGAUGCAGAGUUAUGUGAAGCACCAGAAGACAGUGAGGUGUCACUGAGCACCGAAUGCGACAUAUACUCAUUCGGCAGUAUCACCUUGCAGAUAUUGACUUGCAAGGUACCCUACUACUAUGUGAAGAAUGACAUGGCAGUGUUGGCACAAGUCAUCACGGGUAAGAAACCGGAGCCUCCCAAGGAGUUGCAAAUAGCAUCUGGGCACUGGAGCUUCAUACAGCGAUGUUGGCUGCCUCGUGCAAGUCGUCCAUCGGUCAGAGACAUUGUGGCGUUCGUAGGAUGGGAACGACAAGCUCUGUCAUCCUAGUCCGCUGAACGGAGCAACGAAUUGGAAUGUAACACUUCUCUACGAGUGCUUCACACCUGGAAAGUGGUGUUGAAAUGGCUUGACAUGAUUCAAAUAUCAAUCUGCAUUUUCUAGGCUCUGGCCUCACCCAACUCAAGCUUCUAUCAAAUUCAAGUAUGUAGUACAGGGGAUCAUCUGUGUAACUUCGUCACAUUUCCCUAUAGAUUUAAAUAACGAGGCCCUCGAGGCUUC